ACAUGAAAAUUACAGAUAUGUUUCAUUCAUCAUGCAGAGUGUUUAAAUAUCUUUUUAGUUAGUUGUGAGCAUUUAAAAAUAAAGAACCAAAACCAAAUCCAGUGCCAUAGAGCCAAUUCCGACUCAUAGUGACCCUAUAGAACAGAGUGAACUGCCCCAUAGAGUUUCCAAGGAGUGCCGGGAGGAUUCAAACUGCCAACCCUGUGGUUAGCAGCUGUAGCAUUUAACCACUAUGCCACCAGGGUUUCCAAAAGUUAGAAAAGCUCACAAAAAUCUAGAUUUCCUGCUUGUGAAAAAAUCCUGAAGGUUGGGCCCCCAUGGCCCAUGUUUCCACAAGGCAAGAAUAGCACCCUCCCCUACCCAGCCAGCUUCGCUCCCGGCAGGAACUGCCUUGCCCCUGCAGCAUCUGUUUGCAAGCCUGCUAAGUGGAUUUUUUUGAAGCUAAAGUUAGUCUGGAUUGCAUCCAGUUUAUGUAAAUAAUUGAGGUGAUUAGAUGUGACUGAUAUCUCCACUGAUACUUUCUCUCCUGAUAAAAUCUGAAAUCCCCUUAUUAUCUAUCCUUGCAUGCCUGAGCCCCUUGGGGGAUAGGUCUUGCUAACAGAUUAGCCCUUACUGGUUAAAGUAGCAUUAAAUUUGAAUGUUUCUUCCUACGGGGAACAUUUUGAGAUCAUGUUUUGUACAUGUCCAUCACGUACUCUUUUCUGGCACUAAAGUAGACUGGUUUAGUGGCUCCAGUUCAUUGCCACCUAAUUCUAAGCCCUUGCUUGUUAUUUUUGUCCGUCGGUUACCAUAUGGAGAAAUCUGCUUUUCACGUACGGGAGGGCGAGCUGUGUGUUUGUGUCUGUGUGUGCUAGAAUUAUCGCUCAGGAAAUAAAAGUAGUUCAUGUCUGUGGUCAGGAAAUACAGUUAGUAACUUCUGUAGAUAUUUAGAUUGUAAAAACGAUAAUUAGUCAGGUUGAGAUCCUGUGUCGUACAGAUAAUAAGCACUGGAAGGUGUUGGGUGAGACUGCCUCGCAGCCACGAAAUGGAGGCAUUGUGAAACCCAAGCCGGCCCCAGAACACCCGCGCAGCAUGAUUUGUUGUUACGCAGAACCAGCUAUACUGUCGGGUGGAUGGAAGUCUGCUUAGUUGAAGAAUUGCCACCAACCACUGAACUGGAAGAAGGGUUGAGGAAUGGAGUUUACCUUGCAAAGUUAGCCAAGUUCUUUGCCCCUAAAAUGGUAUCAGAUAAAAAGAUCUAUGAUGUGGAACAAACACGUUACAAGAAGUCCGGCCUUCAUUUUCGACAUACAGAUAAUACUGUCCAGUGGUUAAGAGCUAUGGAAUCUAUUGGUCUACCUAAGAUAUUUUAUCCAGAAACCACAGACGUCUAUGAUCGGAAAAACAUACCAAGAAUGAUAUAUUGCAUUCACGCGCUGAGUUUAUAUCUGUUCAAACUAGGAUUGGCACCCCAGAUCCAAGAUUUGUUGGGCAAAGUAGACUUCACAGAGGAGGAAAUCAGUAAUAUGAGAAAAGAACUUGAGAAAUAUGGAAUACAGAUGCCAUCUUUCAGCAAAAUAGGUGGUAUUCUGGCCAAUGAACUGUCUGUGGAUGAAGCUGCUUUGCAUGCUGCCGUUAUAGCCAUUAAUGAAGCUGUGGAGAAGGGAAUAGCAGAGCAGACCAUUGUAACACUAAGAAACCCAAAUGCAGUUUUAACUCUAGUGGAUGACCACCUUGCUCAAGAGUAUCAGAAAGAACUCUGGGAAGCCAAAAAGAGAAAAGAGGAAAAUGCAAGACUGAAGAAUAGCUGUAUUUCUGAAGAGGAAAGAGAUGCAUAUGAAGAGCUGCUGACACAGGCAGAAAUCCAAGGCAAUAUCAAUAAAGUCAACAGGCUAGCUGCGGUGGACCACAUCAAUGCUGUAAUUAGGGAAGGUGACCCUGAGAAGACGCUGCUUGCGCUGCAGAAACCGGAGGCCCAGCUGCCUGCUGUUUAUCCCUUUGCGGCUGCUAUGUAUCAGCAUGAACUUUUCAACCUCCAGAAUCAGAAUGCCAUGAACUACGUGGCCCAUGAAGAACUGUUGAUUGCAGUGGAAAUGUUGUCUGCUGUUGCUUUACUAAACCAGGCCUUGGAAACCACCAAUCUUGUGUCUGUGCAGAAUCAACUCAGAAGCCCAACAAUAGGCUUCAACAAUCUGGAUGAAGCAUAUGUAGAACGUUAUGCAAAUGCACUACUGGCCAUUAAACUUGAAGCCUUAUCACAAGGGCAAGAUAGCUUAAGCUGGAAUGAAAUUCAGAAUUGUAUUGAUAUGGUUAAUUUCCAAAUUCAAGAAGAAAAUGACCGAAUUGUAGCUGUAGGGUAUAUCAAUGAAGCUAUUGAUGAAGGAAAUCCCUUGAAGACUUUAGACACCUUGCUGUUACCUACUGCUAAGAUUAGAAAUGUCGACCCAGACUAUGCUCAGCACUACCAGGACGUUUUAUACCAGGCUAAAUCCCAGAAACUCAGGGACCCUGAGUCUGCUUCCAAAGUUCUUUGGCUGGAUGAAAUACAGCAAGCAGUCGAUGAGGCCAACAUGGACAAGGAGCAAGCAGAAAAAUGGGUUACUCUGGUCAUUGAUGUUAACCAGUUUUUGGAGAGAGGAAAACCAAGUGAUACUUUGUCUGUAUUGACAUCUUCCAGUCUGGAUGCAAAUGACAUAGUCCCCGAGUGUGCUAACAAGUACUACGAUGCUCUUCUGAAGGCAAAAGAACAGAAGUCUCAAAAUGUUUCUGGUGAAGGUUCAUGGCUCAGAUGUCCCCUGCAGGACAAAUACGAGUAUUAUUACGACAUUGAUUCGAAGGAGAGUUCCUGGAAAAUGCCUGAAAAUGCCUCACUUAAAAAAUCAUGGCUCCUGGGAAAAGACAUUGAGGACAUUAUUUCGGAAAUUACGGCAAGUUACAUUCGUGAGAAGAUAUGGUCUGCUUCAGAAGACUUGAUUCUUCGGUUUAAAAGCACACCUUCAGGACACCUCCUUAGUGAAGAGUUUGAAGCUAGGAAAUCAUUUUUGUAUGAUCAAGAAGCGUAUGUGGUCAAAAUACAGGCUUUUUGGAAGGGAUAUAAACAACGGAAAGCGUAUUCUUGCAGACGGCAAAUGUUCGUUGAUAAUGUUGCUUCUAUUGUGAAGAUUCAGUCCUGGUUCCGAAUGUCAUCAGCAAGAAACAGCUACCUUUCACGACUACAGUUUUUCAGAGAUCAUAGAAAUGAAAUUGUGAAAAUACAGUCGCUAUUGAGAGCAAACAAAGCUAGAGAUGACUACAAAACAUUGGUUGGUUCCGAAAACCCACCGCUGACAGUAAUUCGCAAGUUUGUACACCUCUUGGACCAAAGUGACUUAGAUUUCCAAGAGGAGCUGGAGGUAGCCCGAUUAAGGGAAGAAGUGGUGACCAAAAUCAGAGCCAACCAACAGCUGGAAAAAGACCUCAACCUGAUGGACAUCAAGAUUGGACUCCUGGUGAAGAACAGGAUCACACUGCAGGAUGUAGUUUCACACAGCAAGAAGCUGAAUAAGAAAAAAGGAGGAGAAAUGCAAAUAUCGAAUAACACAGACAACCAGGGAAUCAAAAGUUUGAGUAAGGAAAGGAGAAAAGCACUAGAAACGUACCAACAGCUGUUUUACCUUUUACAGACCAAUCCUUUAUACUUGGCUAAGUUGAUUUUCCAAAUGCCACAGAACAAGUCAACUAAAUUUAUGGACACUGUUAUUUUCACACUAUAUAACUAUGCUUCUAACCAACGAGAAGAAUAUCUACUCCUCAAGCUUUUUAAAACUGCCCUGGAGGAAGAAAUAAAAUCUAAGGUGGACCAGGUACAGGACAUAGUUACUGGAAACCCUACAGUCAUCAAGAUGGUCGUCAGCUUCAACAGAGGUGCCCGUGGACAGAACACCCUGCGCCAACUGCUGGCUCCAGUGGUGAAGGAGAUCAUCAAUGACAAAUCUUUGAUCAUUAACACGAGCCCAGUAGAGGUGUACAAGGCUUGGGUGAACCAGUUAGAAACACAGACUGGAGAGGCCAGCAAGCUGCCUUAUGAUGUGACCACAGAACAAGCUUUAACAUACCCGGAAGUGAAAAAUAAACUGGAAGCAUCCAUCGAGAACCUGAGAAGGGUCACUGACAAAGUUCUGAACUCUAUCAUUUCUUCCCUUGAUCUACUACCUUAUGGAUUGAGGUAUAUAGCCAAAGUACUGAAGAAUUCGAUCCAUGAGAAAUUUCCUGAUGCAACAGAAGAUGAGCUAUUAAAGAUUGUUGGAAACCUCCUAUACUAUCGGUAUAUGAACCCAGCCAUCGUGGCUCCCGAUGGCUUCGAUAUCAUCGAUAUGACAGCCGGCGGCCAGAUAAAUUCCGACCAGAGGAGAAACUUGGGAUCAGUGGCCAAGGUUCUUCAGCACGCAGCCUCCAACAAGCUGUUUGAAGGAGAAAAUGAGCAUCUUUCCUCUAUGAACGAUUAUUUAUCAGAGACGUAUCAGGAAUUCAGGAAAUAUUUCCAAGAAGCAUGUAAUGUUGCUGAGCCAGAAGAAAAGUUUAAUAUGGACAAGUACUCAGACAUAGUGACAGUCAGCAAACCAGUCAUCUACAUUUCGAUUGAAGAAAUCAUCAGCACGCACUCACUCCUGUUGGAACACCAAGAUGCAAUUGCACCUGACAAAAAUGACUCGCUAAAUGAACUGUUGGAGUUGCUGGGAGAGGUACCUAGUGUGGAAUCUUUUAUUGGGGAAGGAGCAGUUGACCCCAAUGACCCUAACAAGGAAAAUACGCUAAGUCAGCUCUCAAAGACUGAGAUUUCCCUUUACUUGACAAGCAAGUACGACCUACAAGAUGGUGAGACUAUAGACGGCCAAAGCCUCAUGAUAAAGACGAAAAAGCUGAUAAUUGAUGUGAUCCGGAACCAGCCAGGGAACACGUUGACAGAAAUCUUAGAGACACCGGCAACUCCACAACAGGAACAAGAUCACACCAAAGAUAUGUUGAGUCGUGCCAUUAUAGAUUCCAGAACACCAGAAGAAAUGAAGCAUAGCCAAUUUAUGAUUGAAGAUGCACAACUGCCUCUUGAACAGAAGAAGAGGAAAAUCCAGAGGAAUCUCCGGACAUUGGAACAGACUGGACAUGUGUCAUCCAAAGAUAAAUACCAAGAUAUUCUCAAUGAGAUUGCCAAGGAUAUUCGGAAUCAAAGAAUCCAUCGUAAGCUUCGAAAAGCCGAAUUGUCAAAACUUCAGCAGACCCUGAAAGCACUUAACGAGAAGGCAGCAUUUUAUGCAGAGCAAAUUAAUUAUUAUGACACCUACAUCAAGACUUGCUUAGACAACUUAAAUAGAAAAAAUACUCGGAGAUCAAUUAAACUCGAUGGAAAAGGAGAACCCAAAGGGCCGAAGAGAGCGAAGACUGUGAAGUACACUGCAGCAAGGCUGCACGAGAAGGGUGUCCUGCUAGGGAUAGACGACCUCCAAACUAACCAGUUUAAAAAUGUCAUGUUUGAUAUCAUGUCUACUGAAGAUGUGGGCAUCUUUGACGUCAGAGCAAAAUUCCUGGGUGUCGAAAUGGAAAAGGUGCAGCUCAAUAUUCAGGAUUUACUUCAGCUGCAGUAUGAAGGAGUAGCUGUAAUGAAAAUGUUUGAUAAGGUUAAAGUGAACGUAAACCUUCUUAUUUACCUGCUGAACAAGAAAUUCUAUGGAAAGUGAAGUGCCUGCAGAAAUUUCAUGGAUUCUGUAUUAACUUGCAUUGGGAAAUGCAUUUGUUUAAUAUUUUUGUUUUUAAACAUGAUUGAAAUCACUGCUUAUAAAUGUGUGAUUUUUUAAAGACCAAAACUGUUCUAAAGAAUGUACCCAUGUGCCUUUUUGGUAAUUUGAUACUACAGUAGAAUGAUACACAGAAUGAAUUAAUGUAAACACUUCCACACUGUGCUGUGGGAUAGGUACUCUGAUUUAAAACCUUGGACAUCCUGUGAUUCUGUUUUGCUUCUAAAGUAGGAAGAAAAUAAAUUUAGCUGACUAGGGACAAAUGUGUAAACCUAUUUUCCUAUGAAAGAGUUUUAAAUGUCCCACUUAAAUAAUAUAAUUCUUCAUAGAUUUUUUUUUUAAUCUGUGGAGAAAUGGAAACCUAAUUAUUUCUAAUGAAUUAUUUAGACAGAUACUUCAAAGCUCUGUCUCCUGAGAGUUGUCAAUUUUAAGAGAACUUUUGUGCAAUUCAAAGUGGAGUUUUUAUAAGUAAUCGAAAGUGACAACACAGUAACACUUUCUGUAUUAAAGUAUAUAUUUUAUGUGAUUUAUUCCUACUAAAUGAAAGUGCACUACUGCCUCAUAGUAAGGACUCUUGUACCCAGAGCCUUCACAUAAUGAAGAACAACAUGGACAGCAGUCAAAGGCCCCCACCUUCAGCCCUCACAAGUUAUUUGAAUACUUGGAUUGUGCCUCUCAAUUUUUUUUGUAAUGCAAUAAAAUCAGUAUCUAGAUGGUUUUUAAAUGUAUUCUUUGGAAAUUGUUUUAUGUAAAAUAAAUGUUACUUAAUUACA
Molecule: messenger RNA, 6520 nt
Organism: Loxodonta africana (African savanna elephant)
Lineage: Eukaryota; Metazoa; Chordata; Mammalia; Proboscidea; Elephantidae
Gene: IQGAP2
Product: IQ motif containing GTPase activating protein 2
Exons: 35
Coding region: 1113-5690 (1525 amino acids)
Biological process (GO): mitotic actomyosin contractile ring assembly actin filament organization; regulation of GTPase activity
Cellular component (GO): cell cortex
Molecular function (GO): calmodulin binding; actin filament binding; GTPase activator activity
Source: RefSeq, a predicted model, not a curated record